Molecule: messenger RNA, 9965 nt
Organism: Antechinus flavipes (yellow-footed antechinus)
Lineage: Eukaryota; Metazoa; Chordata; Mammalia; Dasyuromorphia; Dasyuridae
Gene: PGM2L1
Product: phosphoglucomutase 2 like 1
Exons: 14
Coding region: 586-2454 (622 amino acids)
Biological process (GO): carbohydrate metabolic process
Molecular function (GO): glucose-1,6-bisphosphate synthase activity; intramolecular phosphotransferase activity
Source: RefSeq, a predicted model, not a curated record
CACCCCAGGCUCGUGCACCGAAGUGAGAGUCGACGCGUGCCCUCGAAUAGCGGGUUGCGGCCAGUGCCGUAGGGAAAUCUCCUUCUGGGCUAAAGGAAGCUGAGAGAGACAGGACAGGUUGCAGAACAAGAACCCAAUAAUUAUCCCUUUUACGCCCUUCUUCGCUCACUAAAGCACCUGAAAGAAAUCGAGAACGCGACUAGCUGCGGAGGUGGCGAGAGCGCGGACGCGUGUCCGCGUGCAGGGGCGGGGCGAGUUGGAGGUGGGGCGCGCAAGUGGGCGGGGUCUGGGCUGCGCGUGCGGCGGGUACAACCCAGACAUCUGGGGCCCGCUGUUGUUCCCCGCUCGCGCCGCAGCCUCGGCCACCGCCCCCGCCCCGACAGUCGAUCUGUCUGUCGGUCCGGAAGGAAAGGAGAAAGGAAGGGGAGCUGGGGAGCGGCCGGCGUCGCUGCGUCAGUUCCCCAAGCUCUGCCGUGCGGCAGGUGCCCGAGCCGCUCGGUGCCCGAUGCCCUGCAGGGAGGCAGGAGCACCCGCAACCCUGUGAGCAGUCGAGCCGUCGCCCGCUCCGCCAAUACUCCUGUCGCCAUGGGGGACGGCGCCAGGGAGGACAUGAACUCUAACCUCCCUUGUGCCCCCUAUUUCACCGGGGACCCGCAGCUAGACACCGCUGUUGACCAGUGGCUCCGCUGGGACAAGAAUCCCAAGACAAAAGAACAAAUUGAAAAUCUAUUACGGAAUGGAAUGAACAAGGAACUGAGAGAUCGUCUUUGCUACAGGAUGACUUUUGGCACUGCUGGGCUUCGUUCUGCCAUGGGAGCAGGAUUUUGUUAUAUUAAUGAUCUUACAGUAAUACAGUCAACACAGGGGAUGUACAAAUACCUUGAGAGAUGUUUUUCAGACUUAAAGCAGAGAGGCUUUGUUGUCGGCUAUGACACCAGGGGCCAGGUGACCAGUAGCUGUAGCAGUCAGAGACUUGCAAAAUUAACUGCUGCAGUUUUGCUGUCCAAAGGAGUGCCUGUGUAUUUGUUCUCAAGAUAUGUUCCUACACCUUUUGUACCCUAUGCCGUUCAAGAACUGAAAGCAGUUGCAGGUGUAAUGAUUACUGCUUCCCAUAACCGUAAGGAAGACAAUGGAUACAAGGUAUAUUGGGAAACAGGUGCUCAGAUUACAUCUCCUCAUGAUAAAGAGAUCCUGAAAUGUAUAGAAGAAAAUGUUGAGCCCUGGAUUGAUUCCUGGAAUGAAAAUCUAGUGGAUACCAGCCCCCUGAAACAAGAUCCUCUGCAGGAUAUUUGUACACGUUACAUGGAAGAUCUGAAAAAGAUCUGUUUUCACAGAGAGCUGAACUUACAGACAAACUUAAAAUUUGUCCAUACGUCAUUUCAUGGAGUUGGUCAUGAUUAUGUGCAAUUGGCUUUUAAAAUGUUUGGAUUUAAGCCUCCAAUUCCAGUACCAGAGCAACAGGAUCCAGAUCCAAACUUUUCUACUGUUAAAUGUCCAAAUCCUGAAGAAGGAGAAUCUGUUCUGGAAUUAUCUCUGAGAUUGGCUGAGAAGGAAAAUGCCAGAGUAGUGGUAGCCACAGAUCCUGAUGCAGACAGACUGGCAGUAGCCGAACUACAGGAGGAUGGCCGUUGGAAAGUUUUCACAGGCAAUGAGUUAGCAGCGUUGUUUGGGUGGUGGAUGUUUGAUUGCUGGAAGGAAAAUAAGUCACAGAAUGCUGAUGUGAAGAACGUUUACAUGUUAGCCACUACAGUCUCCUCCAAAAUUUUGAAGGCAAUUGCACAUAAAGAAGGAUUUCAGUUUGAAGAAACAUUACCAGGUUUUAAAUGGAUUGGAAGUAGAAUAAAAGAACUCAUGGAAAAUGGAAAGGAAGUUCUUUUUGCAUUUGAAGAGUCCAUUGGAUUUCUGUGUGGGACUUUUGUUUUGGAUAAAGAUGGAGUGAGUGCAGCUGCUGUUGUUGCUGAAAUGGCAGCUUAUCUAGAAACCAAAAAUCUGACAUUGGCACAACAGCUUACUAAAGUUUAUGAAAGGUAUGGAUAUCAUAUUUCAAAGACAUCCUAUUUUUUGUGUUACGAUCCACCAACAAUUAAAAAGAUAUUUGAAAGACUUCGCAAUUUUCAUUCUCCAAAAGAAUAUCCAAAAUAUUGUGGGGCAUUUGAUAUAUUGCACAUUAGGGAUAUUACCACUGGAUAUGAUAGUAGCCAGCUUAAUCAGAAAUCGGUACUGCCCGUGAGUAAAAAUAGCCAAAUGAUUACAUUUACCUUUCAAAAUGGUUGUGUGGCUACCCUAAGGACAAGUGGAACUGAACCAAAGAUAAAGUUUUAUGCCGAGAUGUGUGCAUCCCCUGACCAGAGUGAUAUUACCUUAUUGGAAGAAGAACUAAAGAAACUCAUUGACGCUCUGAUUGAGAAUUUUCUGGAGCCCAGUAAGAAUGGACUGAUCUGGCGAUCUGCUUAGAUAUCUUCUAAGCAGUUGCCCUACAAAUGGCUCUUUGCACUGUCAUGUGGAAGAAAAGAUCCAAGACCUACAUCUAACCUUGUUUCUUGUGUAUAUUUGUCUAUUUCAAAACUUACUCCUUUAAGAUCUAUAAUGAAGCAGGAUCUUUUUUUGUCACCUAAUUUAACCAAGAUAGAUAAGCUUGAAAGAGACUUAAAUUUGAAAAGAAAUGAAGUAAUUGAGAUUUUUAGUUAUUUUGACCAAAAGUCACAUACACUGAGCAUUUAAAAUAUGCUCUCUCUGGUCUUCGACUUGAAGAGCUCUGAAAGAGGUCAUAGAGGAGUGAAUUUUCCUCUUGUAAUUUGAUUAAGUUUAUUUCUUUUGUGUCGUCCAUGUCUAGUACAGUUCAGACAAAAAUUAGCUAAAUGUUCCAAAUAUUGUUCGUGGUUGUCAAGUUAUUUAGGGGAAUAAAGCAUUAUGUUGGUGAAAAUAGAGCUCAGCUUCUUCAGUACCCCUCUGGCACAGAUAGGGGUUUUCCUUUACAUGUAUGUUAUAGUAGGGUAGUUAGAAUUUCUAGAUUAGGAUAAGAUGGUGUUACAGCAUACGGUUUUGGCACCUUUAUUUCAGGUGCUCUUCAUCACUUGUACUUUUCCCAUGUGUAUCUUAAAAAUAUUGAUGUUUAUUGAAAAAUAGUGCAACUCUCUUGGGAAGCUUUGUUUUUGACAAAUCUCUCAGUGCCUUCCAAGGGCUUUGGUGUGAGCUGAGAUAAUAUCCCUACAGGUUGUAGUUCUAUUUUCUCUCCUAAGCAGGGGCCAUUGAACAUGAAAGUGCAGAUUCAAAGACACAGACAGAGAAAGGUGUCAAUGCCUUGCCUUUUUUUUUUUUUUUAAUCCUUUAGAUGGCAAAGGUACUUGAUCUACUUUGUCAAAUCCCUCGGAUGUUUUAAAAAUAUUCCAUAAGAUCUUCAUAACAAGCAAGUCUUAAAUCAUAAACUACUAUUCUUUGGGAUUUUCAUGUUAAAAUUCAGUGUUAUUCUUGUAAGGAAGAUUAUGAUAAAAAGAUGAAACUCCAAAUUUCAAUUAAAAAUAAAUUUAUUUCACUUAAGAACCAGAUCUUCAAGCAGAUUUAUCUGCUAUAUAGACUUAAUUCUGUUAAUGGGGUUUUUUGAGUAGUAUGUUAAUUUAUUAUAGAUUCCUUGAACUUUACUUGUUUUUCAAGAUUGUUUAAAAAUUCAGUGUGGAGAAAGUUGUCCUAAUUCAGACCAAUCAUUACUUAAAUAUUUUAUUUCAUUCCCCCCUUCCCCUUUUUUUUAACACUAAAAAAUUUGCCAUGCACAAAAUUGAAAGUAAUUUUUGAACUUCAUAUCCUUUUCAUAAUCACCUCUUAAAGGUUUUACAGGCAUAAACAGUGGCCUGACUAGGACACCCCAAUCUAUUUCUAACUUAGUUUUCAACUAUAGUUAAAGAGAAAUCUUUAGUCUUCGAUUGGUUACUUGAAAAUAAGUCACUACUCUGUCAUCUUGUUCAACAAGUUUUCCUCCUGUCUAGUUUCAGUAUUUAAAUACCAAAUAGUGUGGAAAUAUCAUAUAUUACAAAGUAAUUUUAAAAGCUGACAUUGAGGUUUUAAAGCUAAACCAAAUACAGAUUAGUGAAUUAUUAUGAAACUAUGUUGCUGGACAGUUAUAAAAAAUCAUUUAAACAUUUACUUGAGAAUAAGGUUGAUUUCUCCAGCUUCUCUGAUUGAGACAAUUUGCUUUCAUUCCAUAAAGCUCUAUUUAAUUAAGCUCGGUUACAUUUAAAAAUGUUUUGCUACCAUUGUAAAAAAUUGUCCAUUUGUUUUCCCCUAAUCUCUCCCCAACCCUGUCCUUGAAGCUAAAUCAUGGAUGACUUGUAUAAAGGCAAGUAGCCAGAUAUAAAUACAACCACAUUUUUUGCAUAUAAAUCAUGUUGACAAAGGCUUUGCACUAAACAUGAAAAAACUAGCAAAUUUUUAUUUGGCUCUAUGAAUGUAUAUUGUAAUAUACAAGAUUGUUGCACAGGAACCCAUAUGAUCAAUAUUUUUUUUGGUAGUAAAAAUCUAUGUUUUAAGUGUCUGGAAAGUAGAAUGAAGCUAAAAAAAAGGGUUGUUUCCCUCAAUCAUUAAAGCCACAUAGUAUGUUUCAUUCUGAUAUGAAGAAUUUUAUUUGGUCACUUCACAAACAUACAACAUUGAAUUCAAGAAGAAACGUUGAAUUGCUCAGAUUUUUAUUUCCAGAAUUGAAUACUUUCAAUUUUUUAAAAUUUAUCUUGUUAAUAAGACCUGUUAUUUUUAUGUAUAUGGGGAAUCUCUUGAUGAGGAAAUUUCCCCCAUGAAUAAUCAAUAUUGCACAUAUGGCUUUGUCUUAGAAUAUCGCUUCGGUAGAUAUUAAGAGGUUAAGUGACUUGCUCCUGAUCACUUUGCUAAUUUUGUCAGAGGCAGGACUUCAUCAGGUCUUCCAAACUAGCAUACUAUGCUGCCUCCAAAUUUAUUUAACUUAAACCAAUCUUUUAAAAUGUUCUCAGACAAUAUGGAUUCAAGUGUAACAAAGAAGAAAAGAGAAGAAUACCAUGAUUACUAGCUUCCUAUAUUUGGAGAUUAUCAUUUAAAAUAGCAAUUACAUAUGUUCAUGUAGACUUAGACACGAACCAGAAUCAGUAUCUGGAGUUUACAAGGUGGUAGAGUUUGACCUAAUUUAAGGAAGAAUUUCCUAACAGUUUUAUCUGUCAGUAAUGCAGUGUUGUACCUUUGAAGUUAGUGAGUUUCCCAUCACUGAAGAUGUUCAUGCAGAGGUUGGAUACUCCCUUGUUCUAGGAGAGAUCAAUAGGUCAAAUCUGAGGUUCCAUCUGAAUUUCUGGGGUCCUAGGGUUUGUAUGUAAAGGUACAGUGGGCUAAAGAAUCAGAUUUAAAUAGUGUUUGACCUAAGACUUAGGCACGUGUUUAACAUUUUCUCUUAUAGCACAGAAGAUAGGAUAAGGAUAGAUUUGUUUUAGUUUGUGGAAGAUAAUAACAUUUUGAGACUUCCUAGAAACUCGGGAAGGAGAAUCUGAGUUGGGAGACAUUUUUAAAUUAAAAAAUAUUAUUUGGAAAAGUUACCAGAAAGGAAUAUGAGAAAGGCCAGUAUAAAGAGGGAUGUAUAUUUGUAGAAGAAAAGUAAGUAGUCAAUAAUACACAUACACAAAAAGUUGAAAGUGACUGUGAAAGCGACAGAACACGAUAAUAUUAAUUUAAAUGUAGACCAAACACUUUUGAAAGGGAAAAGAUUGUGUAAAUAUAUAUACAUUAUAAGUAUUCACAUACCAAAAACUCCUUCGAUAAGAAGUCACACUCAUGGUUCAAGCCAGGUUUGUAAGGGAAAGUCCAGAUUAUAUUGAGGCCAUCACAAUAAUGGAAGGAAUUUGAAUAGUAAUAGAGAAUCUGAAGUGGAAAGGAUUUCCAAGAGCCUCUAGUUCAACAUGAAUCUGAAAAAUAUUUUUUCAACAUUCUUGACAAGUGACCAUGUAGCCCAGGACUUUUAACCUCUUGUGUCCUUUACUCCUUUGGGAUCCUGGUAAAGCAUUAUGGAAAACAUCUCACAAUGAUGCUUUUAAAUGCAUAAAAUAAAAUACAUUCAAGUUCUAAAGGAUAUCAGUUAUACUGAAAUACAACCUAUUUUUAAGUAUGUAUGUUAUAUUUUAUACUAAAUUCGUGGAUCUUAAAUUAAGAGGCUCUGACUUAGGUUCCUCAUCAUUAGAAAUGUCUAGGGGCUGUCUUAAUUUACAUUUGCUUUAUAGUUUACCAAGUAUUUUGCUCACAACAACUUUGUGACAGUAAUUUAUCUCCACUUCUAAAAUGAAAAAACUUGACAAGAGGGUAAUGUGACUUGCCCUAGAGUUAUAAUGGAGAAACUAAAGGCAAACCUGCUUUAAAGAGCCAAUAUUGGUAAGAUAAAGGGAAGAAAAUGGAAGAGAAUGGGAGAGAAUUCCUUUCUUGUACUUGGUGGACCUGAUAUUAUGUCAGGCUCCAUUCACAUACCGCAACAAAAUAAAGAACUUUGAGGCGAUGAUUUAUGUAAUUAAGAAAUUAAAUGAACUCAGAAUUAAGACCUAUGAGAAAAGGUUAGAGGAGUCCCAAUCCUCCAACCUCAGAGAGGUUUGAAAGAUAGUUUAGCAAACAAGGUAGCAGAAAAGUGGCAAGAGAGUAUAUGACCUGGGCAAAUGACUUCCCUUGCUUUCUCUAGUCUGAAUAUUUUAAAAAGGAUUUGGAUUAGAUAAUUUUCAUUCCUAAGAAUCUGAGUUAAGGUCUGAGAAGUUUAAAGUUAAGAUAGAAAAACUUCUUAACAAGGAUUGUUAAACAUUUAGAAUAUGUGAAGAGAAUAUGGUAGAUGGAUUCCUGAAGGCUUUAAAAAGCAAGCCACAUUUUCUUCUGAUAGAGAUUUCCUGGAGACGGGAAAGUGGAUUUCUUAUAAUUCCUUCAGGCAUUCAUUUUUGUUGAGUUUAAACAAAGGUUUAACAUUCAUUUGGAAUCUAGAAGAAGAUAAUAUUGCAAAUAUUUUCCCAGGUUUGAGUAAGAAAGACAGCAACAAGUACAGUAAAGAUAUUCUUAGAUUUCACUUUUUAUUCAUGCUGCCAUAAUGGCCUAAACUCUGUCCUCUCCAUUUUAAGGAAUGUCCAGAGCUUUUUGUUCUGUAUGUUCGUUUUUACACAUAAAAUAUUUACCAUAAAGAUGUAGGAACUUUGGAAAAUUGGAGACUUGGGGAUAUGUUAUUUCAUGAAAUAGACCUUUGUUUCUUAAGGAGGUAUUUCUGGAAUAUGUCAGUGAUCAAUGAAACAACAUUUUUAGCUUGGAGGACAUAAUUUUGAAAUGAAUUGCUCUGUGAAGUGCUACUAGCAAUAUUUGCUAUAAAUGUUUUCUGUUUGUGUUGAUAACACUUAAAACAUCCAUAUGAUUCCAUUUGGUAAAAUUUUGGAUUCCAUUUUGCCCUUUUCUAGCCCCUUUCCCCUUUCCCUCCCUCCCCCCUCUCCACUGUUUUGUGAUUGUGAAAAGCUAUCAUCCUAUUACCUUAAUAACAGAGUUCAUUUGAGGACUGUUUGUUUUAUAACCAUUAAAAAAAAGUGGGGACAAAAAAUUGAAUCUGUUCAAAAGUCAUAUGGUUUGUCUGAGUUAUAUUAAUUUAUUAUGAAUUUUUUGAAAUUCGUGUUUUUGGAGAUGGUUUUGAGAAAACGGAUGGGAAAACAAUAGUUUUCAUCCAAACUAAUGAUUAUUUGAAGAUUUGAUUGUAGUGAGUUGUUUCUUUUUUCACUGCUGUUCAUUUACGGGUUUUGAAAGAUUCAUGAGAAACCUUUGUUCUUUGUCUCAAAGUAUUAACUAGGGGGGAAAAACAAGUCAGAGAAUUGUUUGUCUGCCUAUCUAAACAGCACAGUUAUACUCACAACUCCUAUCUAUCUUAAUUUCCUAAAAAUAAUAUUUAUUUCAAGUCACCACUUGGUUAUCUUGUUCAGCAAGCUUUCCUCCUCUUUCUAGUUUUAUUACUAGAAUGCAGGGUGAUAUAAUGGAAAAGCAUUGAACUGUGAACCUCAGAGCAUGGCUUCUUGUUUUGCCUCUAACUUGCAGUGUCCCCAGAUCAAGUCUCUUCAACUCUUUGGUCUCUCUUUUCCCAUCUUUAAGUGAGGAUUGCAGGGGGCAAUUAAAUUCUUAAGGAAUCCUCCCAGUUCUGUUACCAACAUGUCCAGGGCCUUUAGGUUCCCCAUCGGAUCUAUUUAACAGUAGUUUGAUAAAAGAUAUCAGCUAACUGGUUUCCUACUCCUAUUGCAUUACUUAACUGAUUCUAAUAACACUUUAGAAAUUAAGAGUAAAAAGGAUACUCUGCCAAAUUUAUACAAAUAUUUGCCAAGCACUCACCCAUAUAUCUACAUUGUUUCAUUUUUUUGUGCAGAGAAUCGAGUAUUCCUGUCAAUGCAAGGUAAGUUGAACAAGAAUUAUCAUCUCUGUUUUUAUAAAGAACUGAAGAUUAGAGAAAUAAAAUAAACUUAGAAAUAAUUUUUAAAGGCUUAAAGAAAUAAAAUUGGUCACAGUCAGACAGCCAAUGUUAAGUUUCAGAGCCAAGAGCCCUGGUUUGCAAGCUCCCAGUCCAGUGCUUCUUCCAUUAUACCAUGCUGCCUUUCCAUUCCUAUUUGGAUGAUGGCACAUUGUCUUUAAUGCCUACAAUACGACGCUCUAAUAAUUAAAUGGCUUAUAUUUAUAUAGUGCUUUAUUGUUUACACAGUAUUUUAGACACAUGAUCUUUUAUUAUUUCAAUAACCUGUGAAAGAGGCAGGACAAAUAUCUUCAGUUUUGCACAUGAAGAAACAGACUCAAGACAGAUAACGUAAACUACUAGCCGGGUAAUCUUAGUUAAGUACUAGAAGAGGGUCUUGGUUGGUUCUUUGACUCUUAACAUCCAAGAUUUUUCCACUCCUACUCCUCCUACCUCCCAGUUCCAGCAACAUUUAGGAGAGUUUUGCCUGUUUGUGGAAAUGAAUGAUCUCAAGCUUAGCUUCAAAGUUCUACAUGCACCCAAAGUAUCAUCUGAGAACCUUACUCAAAGGCUGAGAGAGAAGAAUAUGAAUGUGGUUGUUGGGUUUAGAAAUGUCUUGGUAAUUACUCAGGCAUGAGUUCUGUCAAUAAAAAGUUAUAAUUAUGGGGGGAAAAAAAAAGAAAUGUCUUGGUGACCAGAGAAAAAUGACUUGUCUAGAUCUGCAUAAUGUUCAAAGAUCCCUUCCUGAGGAAAUUGUAGUGGAAAGACAUUAGACCAGGCAUCAAGAUACCUGGAUUCUAGUUCUGUCUUUGUUUUAUGACCUUGGACAAAUUAGUUCUCACCUCUGGGACUCAGUUUCUGCUUCUGUAAAAUGAGAGAACUGGACUGGGUGAUCUCAAAGUCCAUUUCAUUGCCAACAUUCAGUAAGAGGUAUCAACACUCCUGCAAUCUACAUUUUAAGGAUGAAAUAGGUGAAGGAUCAAUUACUAAUGGAAUUACAGAAUUAAUUCCAUAAGGAAUUUCCUUCUUAAGUCUGCUAACAUACUCUCCCAGGGGAAUCAAAGCUUAUUUGAACCUCAUAUAUCUUUAACCUCAUUGUAGAAAGAGAUGUAUCUGAAGAAAUGUGUUCAAUGUGACAGAGGUGAAGGGUGGGUAAUGUUUAUAGCACCCUGACAGUUCUUCCAGACAUAACCGCACGCCCCCUUGCUUUAUUCUGUUGAAGGCUGGGGGAAUUACAAGCUCUGUUAUAAAUGAAGUGUUAUUUUCCUUUAUUAGAUGUGUGACAAUAAAAAUUUGCACCCCGGGGUCUGAAAGUAGAAUUGUGACUUUGUUUAAGCUACCUUAACUCCAUCAGGUCAAUAUCUUCUUUGUUGCAGAUGAUUUUCUUAUUGUGAGACCAGGGUGUGUUAUGGAUAUUGCUUGUGAAACUUUGCACUUUUUCCUAAGCAUUUGUGUAAGGAUUAUUUUCAUGGUUUUAGCUGAAUAAAGUGUUUAGUAAUAAACUUGUUCUCUUCAUAGUAAA